Messenger RNA from Lottia gigantea (owl limpet), 675 nucleotides. RefSeq lists its product as hypothetical. Gene Ontology annotation, molecular function: phosphatidate phosphatase activity. Bases 1 to 675 code for a protein of 224 amino acids. The transcript has 4 exons. NCBI's taxonomy places the organism in Eukaryota, Metazoa, Mollusca, Gastropoda, Lottiidae. The record is from RefSeq and is a predicted model, not a curated record. Gene Ontology annotation, biological process: phospholipid metabolic process; signal transduction; phospholipid dephosphorylation.
AUGCCAGUAUUGGGAUUGUUUUUAGUGGGAUCACCUUUCAAACUGGGAUUUCACUGCGAUGACAGAAGUAUACAGUACCCCUACCAUCAUGAUAGUGUGACAGUACCGGUACUAUUAGCUGGUGGAUUGGGAAUACCAUUUAUCACUAUUAUCAUGACGGAGGUAUGUCGUAUGUUAAUACGAAGUAGGAAUGAUAAGAGACCGUCUGAAAUUUGGAUCGCGGCUAAAGGAAUUGGUCUGUUUUUAUUUGGUACUAUGGUAACUAAAGUCUUUACUGAAGUCAUCAAGUUUUCAACUGGAAGAUUACGACCACAUUUCAUAGAUUUAUGUCGACCGGACUUCUCUAAGAUUAACUGUAGUAUUGGGUAUAUUAUGGAAUAUGAAUGCACGAAUAAUGAAGUCAGUGAAAAGUUGUUAAGAGCCAGUCGACUAUCGUUUCCUUCGGGACAUUCAUCGUUUGCCACAUUUUCAGCUGUGUUUGUUGUGCUGUAUCUGCAAUACAGAAUGGUAGUAAGUUUUUCCCACCUGUUGCGACCAGUAUUACAGAUGUCAGUAAUAUUAUUGGCUGUAUGGUGUGGUGUUACUAGAGUCACAGAUAAUAAACAUUUUACAUCAGAUGUUUUAGGUGGAUCUAUUCUAGGCAGUGGAUUAGCCUGUAUAAUAGUAAGUCUUUAA